This is a messenger RNA of Chlamydomonas reinhardtii, 3484 nucleotides long. RefSeq lists its product as uncharacterized. The transcript has 12 exons. The record is from RefSeq and is a predicted model, not a curated record. Lineage: Eukaryota; Viridiplantae; Chlorophyta; Chlorophyceae; Chlamydomonadales; Chlamydomonadaceae. The coding region runs from base 124 to 2679 and encodes 851 amino acids.
GCCAAUCUGUAGUAUAUACAAGCAGACACAUCAGAGUGCUCGACAGCUGAGACCGGCAACACCCCUAACUAAAACUAGUGCCUCUUUCCGAACGCCGCUAGCUAGGCGAAGCACUGAAAAAGGAUGCUGGCUGUCCAGCCAGUUUCUAUUCAACACGAUGAGUCGAUGGCCGCUGCACGCUCAGAGUCGGCGUCCGCUCGGAAGAAGACGCGAACGCUGCUGGAGAAGGUCACCAAGGAGUACGAGCGCAUAUCUCGCAAGCGAAUGAAUGAUGACGCACGCUCGGACGAGCUGACGGCGCUGGUGCUGCUGAGGUCAGUGUUGACCGACCUGGAGAAGUGCAUACUGGAGCAUGAGCAACCUCCGCCGGCUUUAAGCCAGAAACGUGCGCUGAUUAAAGUGGAGAAGGCACGUAAGGAGGUGCUGGCGGCAGUGAAGGAGUGCAGCGGCCGCGUCUCCGAGUGCCAGAAGCUGCUGGACGAGGUGGAGAUGUUUACUGAGCUGCGCCCGAACGAGCCCGUCACCCCCCGAAACUUCAAGGUGGAGUGGCGCCGCCCCGCGCCCCGUGAGGCCCCCCGCCGCAAGGACCUGGCUCGCUCGCGCACUGGCAAGGGCCCCGGCGACUCGCUGGUUGCCUCAAUUGUGGGCCUGGCCGCGCUGGCCGAGGACCUGGACGGCGGCGAGACGCCCACCUCAGACGCCGCCGGCCCCGCUUCCUUCGCACCCAUGUCGCCGCAGCUCAGGGCCAAGCAGCUCGGCCUGCAGCAGGAGGCCGCGGGCGCGGCGGUGCUGCGUGGCAGCAAGGACGCCAAGGACCGUGUGGUGCCGCCCGACGAGGUCAGCCUGCUGGGCUCCGUGGGCACGGUGGUGGCCGUGAGCGCCGCCAAGGCCGCAGCGGUGGCAUCGGGCACUGGCGCCGGCGCGGCGCCCUGCAACAGCAGCACCAGUGGCGUGCGCGGCCCGGCGCAGCAGUCAGUGGCGCGGCCGUCCGGUGAAUACGGCGGGGCCGCACCACACGCGCUGCGUCACCAGCUGGAUGGCGAGAACGACCUGCGGCCCACGAUGUCCACUGGCGUGGCGGACUCCUCCGCGACCAUGUGCAAUCUGGACUCGUGCGCCAGCGGCCCCAACCAUCGCGGCCUCGCCAGCGCCGCAGCCGGCGGCGAGCGCAGCUACGAGGAGGGUGACGACAGCCAGGACGAGGACGAGGUCAGCAGCGCCGACAACGGCCGCUACGCCGGCUCGGCCCGAGCCUCACAGGAGCGCGUGGUGCUGCUGAGCAAGCCCAUGUCGCUGCUGCACACGCCGCAGCAGCCCCUGCACCCCCACCCGCCGCACGUCCCCGGCUCCCGCUCCGCCCGCCCCUCUCCGCUCAAGUCGUCGGCUCCCGCUGGGCGUGCCGGUGUCCUGCCACUGCAGCCGCUGUCGGCCCGCUCGCAGGGCUCAGCGGCGCCGCAGCCCUUUGCGCCCGCACCGGCCGUGCAUGCGCUGAACAGCAGCAGUGACAUGCUGGCGGGUGUGCCGCAGCUGGCGGACGAGGCCGCGGCUGGUGCGCCGGCCCAGCAGCCGGUGCAGCGCUCGGCUCAGGCGCUGGAGAUGGCACUGCGCAGCCAGGAGGCCAUCCUGGGCAACAGGUCCUACGUGGGUAAGGAGCCGCGCAACCGCCCCGUCGGCCCCACCACUGCCACCGUGCUGCUGCAGCAGCGCUCUGCGGCCGCAGCAGCCGAACAGCAGCACCUGCAGCAGCCCUGCCCGCAUAUGCAGCAGCAGCAGCAGCAGGGUGCCGCGCUGCCUCCACCCCACACUUACGGCGUGCCGCUGUCCGAGGCGGAGGCCGCGCGCCUGCGGGCGGUGGUGUCGCAGCAGCUGCCGCCGGCUCCGCGCUACAGCGUGCAGCGGCACCUGCCCCAGCCGGCCCAUGUGGCGGCGGCGCCCAUGGUGAUGCACCCUCAGCAGCAGUACGCGCAGCAGCAGCUGCAUCAGGGCCCGCACCAGCCGUACCCCGUUAGCGGCGCGCCGUGCGCUGCCAUGCCUGCACCGGGUGCCGCCCCGGCCGUCGCUGGCCCGCGCCCCGCAUCGCUGCCAGCCGGCCCGCUGCAGGUGCAGCACUCGGGCGACGUGGUCGUCGGCGCUGCUACUGCUGCUGGCGCCGUGCCGCGCCAGUACCACCCCCACCAUGCCCACUACGGCGGCUCGCAGCCGGUGUCGGGCGGGCAGUCGCUGGAAAACAUUCCGCCCCCGCCGCCGGGCGGCAGCGCCGCCUUCCCGCCUCACCUGACGCACCCCUACCACCAGUACUACCACCCCUCCUACCCGGCCUCCCAGGUGGCCUGGGACUCGGUCAGCCUGGCGGAGACAGAGCCGCUGCCCGGCGCGGAUGGCCGCCGGAAGGGCCGCCGCAACGGCCGCCGCCGAGGCGGUGGCCUGUUCGGCUUCGUCAAGGGUGUGGUGGGCUUUGUGGGCGUGUCGGUACUGAGCGGCGCUGCCAUGGUGCUGGGCGCGGCGGCCGUCAACACCAGCCUUGACGAGCAGGACGCGGCGAACGCACCGCGGCCCCGCCCUGCCGGCACCAAUGUCCGCCGUGGACAGCGGAUUGCCCGUGGCCCCGACGACCUGGUCCCGCAGCGCACGCUGCUGCAGCUCCGCAGCCCCGACCUACUGGCCAUGAGCCGCGGCUGAGCCCCGGCGGCAGCAGUAGCUGAGGGUCCUGGAGGCUGGUUGCGCUGGUGUGGUGCAGGGAGGUGCGAAGGGCUGCUGGACGGAUCACGAUGUCCAGGGACAGGCCCCACGCCACAGACAUGGGGCCGGCCCACAUGAGAGAGAACGUUUGUCAGUCAUCAACGGUUGGAUUUGGUAGCAACCUAAUUAGCAGUGGCUUCGAGACAUAUGAGAGAAGAGCUGGUGACAUCACCGUGUUUCAUGUACAUAGUGGCCGUGGUGGUAGCGUGGUUGUGUCCAGGCCUUGCGUUCGCCGCACGCCUACUGGUGAGCUCUACGUGAAGCGCAUAGCAUUGCUUGAAUUUGGCUCUGUAUCAUUGAUGUGAGGGCACUUUAUUCGAGGUGUAUCGUCGGUAGGCGCGUGCAAGUUGACGGGCUGGGUGAAUCACAAGCCCCGUGCGCGUGAGUGCCGGUCAGAGGCCGAGCUGGUGCCAACAGGCCACAGCUAGCCGGUUGGCGCAGCUACCGGCUGGGGCUGGCUGCAGCGCGGGGGCCUCCCAGGCUGCGGGUCCAAGGCGCAGGUGUGGGGCGGGGCGGGUCAGAGCGCUGCUCGGGUGGGGCAUACGGCAGCUGGCAGGGGCGUGGCUCCAUCAGCGCCACCCCAUCUCGGUGCGCGUGUGUCGCUGUCCGCAGGCUGCGGGUGAUGCGCAGGCUGUCUUGUUUGCAUGUGAAGUCUGGGCAGAUUCACUGAAGCUUACAGUAGCGGUGAGCGAGGGAUGGAGACUUAAUUUACAAGUAAUGGGUUACGGUGUAAUGCGGUCCGAGG